Molecule: messenger RNA, 1965 nt
Organism: Erythranthe guttata (spotted monkey flower)
Lineage: Eukaryota; Viridiplantae; Streptophyta; Magnoliopsida; Lamiales; Phrymaceae
Product: benzaldehyde dehydrogenase, mitochondrial
Molecular function (GO): oxidoreductase activity, acting on the aldehyde or oxo group of donors, NAD or NADP as acceptor
Source: RefSeq, a predicted model, not a curated record
UCUCUCUCUCUCACACUAAGCACACUGUGUAUCCAUCCAUAUCUACUACACACUUACUUUGACAUUUACACCCUUAUCCAUUUUUAUACUUUGUUCUCUUAUAUAUAAUAUAUACUUAUAUGGUAGUGAUUCAUUAGUGAUUGUUUUUGUCACCAUUUUUGUACUGUAGUGAAAUUUCCGAUGGCUGCUCGCAGAAUUUCAUCUCUUCUUUCUCGCUCCGCUCCUUUGCUUUCUCGUCGAGGAAAACAAUCUUACACGAGCAGAGGAAUCUUCCGGUACACCACGGCGGCAGCAGCUCUCGAGGAACCGAUCAAGCCACCAGUCAACGUGAAGUACGAUAAGCUUCUAAUCAACGGACAAUUCGUGGACGCUGCAUCAGGAAAAACUUUCCCAACUUUGGAUCCAAGAACUGGAGAAGUAAUCACACACGUUCCCGAAGGCGAUGCAGAAGAUAUCAACCGAGCAGUAUCAGCUGCUCGUAAAGCUUUUGACGAAGGACCGUGGCCCAAAAUGACUGCCUAUGAGAGGCAGAGAAUAUUGCUUCGAUUUGCGGAUUUGGUCGAAAAGCAUAACGAUGAAAUAGCAGCAUUAGAGACGUGGGAUAGUGGGAAGCUGUUUGAGCAGUGUGCUAAAAUCGAAGUGCCUAUGUUUGUUCGGCUUUUUCGAUACUACGCAGGUUGGACAGAUAAGAUUCAUGGGAUGACUAUUCCAGGCGAUGGACCACAUCAUGUUCAAACUUUGCACGAGCCGAUCGGUGUUUGUGGUCAGAUUAUACCGUGGAAUUUUCCUCUUGUGAUGUUUGCUUGGAAAGUGGGGCCCGCACUUGCGUGUGGUAAUACCAUCGUUCUCAAAACGGCAGAGCAGACUCCUUUGUCUGCACUUCUUGUAUCGAAGCUAUUGCACGAGGCUGGACUUCCGGAUGGUGUUCUGAAUAUUGUUUCGGGAUUCGGUCCGACAGCUGGCGCCGCCCUUUGCAGCCAUAUGGAUGUGGACAAGAUUGCUUUCACUGGUUCAACCGAAACCGGCAAAAUUGUUCUCGAGUUGUCUGCCAAAAGCAAUCUGAAGCCAGUUACUUUGGAACUCGGAGGAAAAUCGCCUUUUAUCGUCUGUGAGGAUGCUGACGUGGACAAAGCUGUUGAGCUAGCACACUUCGCUCUGUUUUUCAACCAGGGACAAUGCUGCUGUGCUGGCUCAAGAACAUACGUGCACGAAAAGGUUUACGAUGAGUUUUUGGAGAAAGCAAAAGCACGGGCCUUGCAACGGGCCGUGGGCGACCCGUUUAAGUCGGGUAUGGAGCAAGGCCCUCAGAUUGAUUCUGAACAAUUCGAAAAGAUCCUUAAGUAUAUUAGAUCCGGUACGGAAUCUGGAGCCACCCUCGAAACUGGAGGCGAUAGGUUAGGUACAAAGGGCUAUUAUGUUCAGCCAACUGUAUUCUCUAAUGUCAAGGAUGACAUGCUUAUUGCAAAGGACGAGAUCUUCGGCCCCGUGCAGACUAUCCUAAAAUUCAAUGAGCUUAACGAUGUGAUUAAGAGGGCGAACAACACAAGGUACGGUCUUGCAGCGGGAGUAUUCACUAGUAAUCUCGACACGGCCAAUACGUUGACGAGAGCAUUGAGAGCUGGUACAGUAUGGAUUAAUUGCUUCGAUACUUUCGACGCCACAAUUCCUUUCGGUGGAUAUAAAAUGAGCGGAAUCGGAAGGGAAAAGGGAGAAUACAGUCUCAAGAACUACUUACAAGUCAAAGCCGUCGUCACUGCUCUAAAAAAUCCAGCUUGGCUGUGAAUUUCUGCUUCAAUAAAUCGGAUUGCAAAAGUUUCGUGAAUUAGAUAUAUGAUGACGAACGACGAAUAAAAUAAUUUCACCCUUUUUUUUUUUUCCUGUACUUGAUAAUAUCAACUAUUUCGCAAUGUAUGCAUUUGAAUGUUGAAAUCAUAUUCGGACGGAAAAUCGGUUCUUUCUUUCUUA